This is a messenger RNA of Triticum aestivum (bread wheat), 573 nucleotides long. RefSeq names its product thiol protease SEN102-like. The transcript has a single exon. Gene Ontology annotation, molecular function: cysteine-type peptidase activity. NCBI's taxonomy places the organism in Eukaryota, Viridiplantae, Streptophyta, Magnoliopsida, Poales, Poaceae. The record is from RefSeq and is a predicted model, not a curated record. The coding region runs from base 1 to 573 and encodes 190 amino acids. Gene Ontology annotation, biological process: proteolysis.
AUGGCAGUUGCAGCCUCGGUUGAGGCAGUUCAUUACCUUAAGACCUUCCAAUCAAUCGCGUUAUCAGUUCAAGAGCUCGUCGACUGCAACAUAGAGAACCAUGGGUGUAAUGGUGGUGACUAUUUGUAUGCUUUCCGUUACGUACGGCAAAACGGACUAUUGGCAGAGUCUUCCUACCCAUACAAGGCCCGGAAGAGUAUAUGUCGCAAAUUGGACAAAAAGUCAGCGGCAAGGAUAUCAGGCUUCCGGUAUAUCCGCCCAACUGAGGAUGAUCUGGAGAAAGCGGUAGCGAAGCGGCCGGUGAUCGUCACUGUGCAAGGUGAUCCUUUGCAGGACUACAGAGGAGGCAUCAUGGAUUGUAAAUUUGAUAGGAGGCUUACCGGCUGGCAUGCUGUCCUGGUGGUCGGUUAUGGCACGGACUCCUACGGUGUCAAGUACUGGCGCAUCAAGAAUUCAUGGGGGAAACAUUGGGGCGAGGGGGGAUAUGCGAGGAUCCGAAGACACGUUGCCGACAAGAGAGGUGUGUUGGGAAUUUUCAUGUUCGAACCAGUAUAUCCCGUGCUGACGACCUAA